CAUGUACAAACAUUUAACACCUACAACCUACGAGAUAGAUUUUCGCAGAGUAUCCUACCAUUCAAGGGACAACUUUCACCGUUAGCUUCAGUCUUCCCAACCGACCUCUGCACGUUGACAGUAACCAGAUCCACAUCUGUCCUAAUCUUCCUGACUUAAUCCUACUACCCAAACGCUACACGAAAAUGCCAAAGGAAGUGAACACCAUAGGUUUCAUAGGCUUAGGUAACGCCGGUUACCAUCUCGCCGUCAACUUGCCACGAGCUGGCUUCAAUCUUGUGGUACGAGACGCAGAUCCUUCCCGCGCCCAGACUUUUGUAGACGAGAAUCCAAAGUCUGUCGCAGCGGGUGAAAAAGACGAGAAUGCAUGGAAAGAAGUGGACGUACUAAUCACAAUGUUACCAAAUGGAGACAUCGUCCGAGAGGUUCUGUUAGGCGAAGCUGGAGUUGCGAAAUAUUUGAGGCCAGGAACUAUUGCCGUGGACAUGUCAUCGUCUUCACCGUUCGACACCGAGGCUCUCAACUCAAAGCUUAAAGCAAUGGAAUUGCCGUUAAUCGAUGCACCUAUCACACAAACUCAUCUUCAUGCCAUCCGAACCGGAGAUGCUACUUUCAUGCUGGGCUGCGACUCUCCAGAAGUAAUAGAGCGAGCCAUGCCAGUCUUCAAAGCUAUGGGGAAAUACGUAUUCCCGAUGGGCAAAUCUGGCGCAGGACAUGCUAUGAAGACUCUCAACAAUUAUGUGUCCGUGGGAAGUAUCAUUGCGUUGUGUGAUAGUUUGGUUGCAGGUCAGAAAUUCGGCCUUGAUCCAGCAACCAUGAUCGAUGUGCUAAAUGUGGGGACGGGGAGGAAUUUCUCGACUGCGUACUCGAUGCGGGAUGAAGGACUUACAAGGAGGUACCAAUCAGGAUAUCAACUCGCAUUGUUGAUCAAGGAUAUGAAGAUUACGAAAGAUGUGAUUAAGUCAACUGGUUUUGAGACAGGCUUACCACAAUUGGCCCUCAGUUAUCUCGAAGAUGCCAUUGUAGGACUGGAAGAUAGUGCGGAUCAUACGGAGUGUUUGAAAGGGUGGGAAAGGAGAUCAGGGAUUGAGUUGAAAAAGAGUGCGCAACCGACGGAGAGCGUAGUAGAGGAGAAAGUGCUUUGAUUGAAAUUCGUUAGCCAAUGUCUACAGCCAUUGCUAUGGUAUAUAAUCCUAC
Messenger RNA from Mollisia scopiformis, 1197 nucleotides. RefSeq names its product 2-hydroxy-3-oxopropionate reductase. The record is from RefSeq and is a predicted model, not a curated record. Gene Ontology annotation, molecular function: oxidoreductase activity, acting on the CH-OH group of donors, NAD or NADP as acceptor; NAD binding; NADP binding. Lineage: Eukaryota; Fungi; Ascomycota; Leotiomycetes; Helotiales; Mollisiaceae. The transcript is spliced from 3 exons. Bases 186 to 1145 code for a protein of 319 amino acids.